Molecule: messenger RNA, 4297 nt
Organism: Piliocolobus tephrosceles (Ugandan red Colobus)
Lineage: Eukaryota; Metazoa; Chordata; Mammalia; Primates; Cercopithecidae
Gene: KDM2B
Product: lysine demethylase 2B
Exons: 13
Coding region: 51-3104 (1017 amino acids)
Molecular function (GO): zinc ion binding; protein binding; DNA binding
Source: RefSeq, a predicted model, not a curated record
UCUUUAUAUAAAUAAAUAAAGUGCCAGUAUUCAGAGAGGCGAGGCAACCCAUGUGGGUGUACACAACUGGGAAGCAGCAGGGUAGGGAUCUGAACCUGCGUCCAGCACGGCCUUUCCAGAGGCUGGAGGUACUGACCGUUAGGAUUGUCAGAGAAGCUGGAUCUAUGGAGUCAAGGGGACUUUUGGCGAGUGGAAGUUCCAAAGACCUUGGCAGGGAGUCAGGCAUCAUCUCUGUCUGUCUUGUGACCCUCCCCACAGAUGCCCCGAGGAAGCCCAGCAUAGACGGCUUCUCUUCGGAUUCCUGGCUGGAGAUGGAGGAGGAGGCCUGUGAUCAGCAGCCUCAGGAGGAGGAGGAGAAGGACGAGGAGGGUGAGGGCAGGGACAGGGCACCCAAACCGCCCACCGAUGGCUCCGCUUCACCCACCAGCAUGCCCUCCGAGGACCAGGAGGCCCUCGGGAAGAAGCCCAAAGCACCUGCCCUGCGGUUCCUCAAAAGGACUUUGUCUGACGAGUCAGAGGAGAGUGUGAAGUCCGCCACGUUGCCCGUAGACUACCCCAAGACCCCCACUGGCUCUCCCGCCACGGAGGUCUCUACUAAGUGGACCCAUCUGACCGAGUUUGAACUGAAGGGCCUGAAAGCUCUGGUGGAGAAACUGGAAUCCCUCCCGGAGAACAAGAAGUGUGUUCCCGAGGGCAUCGAGGACCCCCAGGCACUCCUGGAGGGCGUGAAGAACGUCCUGAAGGAGCACGCGGAUGAUGACCCUAGUCUGGCCAUCACUGGGGUCCCUGUGGUGACUUGGCCAAAGAAGACUCCAAAGAACCGGGCUGUGGGUCGGCCCAAGGGGAAGCUGGGCCCGGCCUCCGCGGUGAAGUUGGCCGCCAACCGGACAACGGCAGGAGCUCGGCGGCGCCGGACGCGAUGCCGCAAGUGCGAGGCCUGCCUGCGGACCGAGUGCGGAGAGUGCCACUUCUGCAAGGACAUGAAGAAGUUCGGGGGCCCCGGGCGCAUGAAGCAGAGCUGCAUCAUGCGGCAGUGCAUCGCGCCAGUGCUGCCCCACACCGCCGUGUGCCUUGUGUGUGGCGAGGCGGGGAAGGAAGACACGGUGGAAGAGGAGGAAGGCAAGUUUAACCUCAUGCUCAUGGAGUGCUCCAUCUGCAACGAAAUCAUCCACCCCGGAUGCCUUAAGAUUAAGGAGUCAGAGGGUGUGGUCAACGACGAGCUUCCAAACUGCUGGGAGUGUCCGAAGUGUAACCACGCCGGCAAGACCGGGAAAGCCUACAAGCAAAAGCGUGGCCCUGGCUUUAAGUACGCCUCCAACCUGCCCGGCUCCCUGCUCAAGGAGCAGAAGAUGAACCGGGACAACAAGGAAGGGCAGGAACCUGCCAAGCGGAGGAGCGAAUGUGAGGAGGCGCCCCGGCGCAGGUCGGACGAGCACCCCAAGAAGGUGCCGCCGGACGGCCUCCUGCGCAGAAAGUCUGAUGACGCGCACCUGAGGAAGAAGCGGAAAUACGAGAAGCCCCAGGAGCUGACUGGACGCAAGCGGGCCUCAUCGCUUCAAACGUCCCCCGGUUCCUCCUCUCACCUCUCGCCGAGGCCCCCUCUAGGCAGCAGCCUCAGCCCCUGGUGGAGAUCCAGUCUCACUUACUUCCAGCAGCAGCUCAAACCUGGCAAAGAAGAUAAGCUUUUCAGGAAAAAGCGUCGGUCCUGGAAGAACGCUGAGGACCGCAUGGCGCUGGCCAACAAGCCCCUCCGGCGCUUCAAGCAGGAACCCGAGGACGAUCUGCCCGAGGCACCCCCAAAGACCAGGGAGAGCGACCACUCCCGCUCCAGCUCUCCCACCGCAGGACCCAGCACCGAGGGGACCGAGGGCCCGGAGGAGAAGAAGAAGGUGAAGAUGCGCCGGAAGCGGCGGCUUCCCAACAAGGAGCUGAGCAGGGAGCUGAGCAAGGAGCUCAACCACGAGAUCCAGAGGACGGAGAGCAGCCUGGCCAACGAGAACCAGCAGCCCAUCAAGUCGGAGCCUGAGAGCGAGGGCGAGGAACCCAAGCGGCCCCCAGGCGUCUGCGAGCGUCCCCACCGCUUCAGCAAGGGGCUCAACGGCACCCCUCGGGAGCUGCGGCACCAGCUGGGACCCGGCCUGCGCAGCCCGCCCCGUGUCAUCUCCCGGCCCCCACCUUCCGUGUCCCCGCCCAAGUGUAUCCAGAUGGGGCGCCAUGUGAUCCGGCCACCCCCCAUCAGCCCCCCGCCUGACUCGCUACCCCUGGACGAUGGGGCAGCCCACGUCAUGCACAGGGAGGUGUGGAUGGCCGUCUUCAGCUACCUCAGCCACCAAGACCUGUGUGUCUGCAUGCGGGUCUGCAGGACCUGGAACCGCUGGUGCUGCGAUAAGCGGUUGUGGACCCGCAUUGACCUGAACCACUGCAAGUCUAUCACACCCCUGAUGCUGAGUGGCAUCAUCCGGCGACAGCCUGUCUCCCUCGACCUCAGCUGGACCAAUAUCUCCAAGAAGCAGCUGAGCUGGCUCAUCAACCGGCUGCCUGGGCUCCGGGACUUGGUGCUGUCAGGCUGCUCAUGGAUCGCGGUCUCGGCCCUUUGCAGCUCCAGUUGUCCGCUGCUCCGAACCCUGGAUGUCCAGUGGGUGGAGGGACUAAAGGAUGCCCAGAUGCGGGAUCUCCUGUCCCCGCCCACGGACAACAGGCCAGGUCAGAUGGACAAUCGGAGCAAGCUCCGGAACAUCGUGGAGCUGCGCCUGGCAGGCCUGGACAUCACAGAUGCCUCCCUGCGGCUCAUCAUCCGCCACAUGCCCCUGCUCUCCAAGCUCCACCUCAGUUACUGUAACCACGUCACCGACCAGUCCAUCAACCUGCUCACCGCUGUUGGCACCACCACCCGAGACUCCUUAACCGAGAUCAACCUGUCUGACUGCAAUAAGGUCACUGAUCAGUGCCUGUCCUUCUUCAAACGCUGUGGAAACAUCUGUCACAUUGACCUGAGGUACUGCAAGCAAGUCACCAAGGAAGGCUGUGAGCAGUUCAUAGCCGAGAUGUCUGUGAGUGUCCAGUUUGGGCAAGUAGAAGAAAAACUCCUGCAAAAACUGAGUUAGUCCAAGGACAAGAAUGUAAAUACGGGGUGGGCUCUGGGAGGGGAAGAGACUUUACAAAAAUGAGGGCUUUUAUUUUCCAUUUGGAACGUGGGACAACAGACCACAACGCAAUUCCAUUUUGCAAGUCUUUCCAAGGGAGAAGCUGUUCAACCACCCAUUUGGGGGAUGAGUGAGCCGACACUUUCCUUUGGUCUUUCUAAUCGUAACUGCACUGCUUUCUGGACCAUUUCUAAGGCGGCCUUUACAAGAAGACAUUCCUGUCGGAGAGGAGGGUGGACUUUGGAGAAAUUCUCAAACUGAAGCAUGAGCUUAGGAGUUUCUGUUAGUGGUAGUGGUGUUUUGGACACUUCAUUCCUUGCAACACUGAGGUUUUGGGUGUUGACGUAAAGUGGACCACACACCACAUCUGCUGCCGUCUUGACACUUUUUUUUGUUUGGUUGGUUUUGUUACAUCUUACAUUAUGCAGAACUAUUUUUGUACAAAUUGUUUAAAAGUUAUUUAUGCAAGGUUUGAAUGCAUACCAGUGUUUUUAUUGUUUUGAGAUUGCCAAUUUUCCUGGUUUCCUUAAGGUAGGAGAGAAUUUAACGUGUACUUCAUCGACACAACCCAUCUACAAAUGUGCCCAGAUCUAACAAAGUAGGCUAAGACCUUCCACUUAAAAGCAUGUUUAACUGGAAGUUGAAAGCCUGCUUUGUACCUCAAGAGUUACAUGAGCAUGUUGUGGAUAAAUGUAAAUUAUAGUUGAAGUAAGAUACUCUGCCAAGUUUCCUCUGUAGAGAAUUCACUUUUCUCAAAUUUUAAAAUUUCGACUUCAGCCUUUGCACUCAGGAGGGUCUGCUCCCAGCAUGAGCUCUUGUACUUACAUAGAUCUAAUUUAUACAGUGAGUCAAGACGUAGAAUAAAUCUCCCACAUAGCCUUUCUUUUGCUUUUUUCUCUCCUCUGAAGUGUGAGUUGAGUUCUCAUUUAGGUUUGUAACAUGGCUAUUUCCUAGUUGUAAAGUUCUGCAUUUAUAAGUGCCAUUGUUGUAAGGUGGUGUUUCCUAGACCUUCCCUGAUGCGAUUUUACCUUUGUUGAAUUUGUAUAAACAAUUGUACAAAAAAAAAAACCACUCUUGAACUUUGAGGGUUUUUGUUCUAGGAGUGGACUAGAAGUUUAAGCCCAGAGUCAGUAAACACUGUUUUGAGGCCCAAA